ACUCAAAAUUCAUUGCAGCUUGUAAUUUCGUUUUCUCUCUCUAAAUAAUUUCUAUUCUCCUAAACGGAGUAUUUUCGCUUUGAUUCUCAAAAAUUUAGAUCAAAGGCACAAAAUUUCUUAACACCAAAAUGGGCGUUGCAGUCCUUAGUCCACAAGAUUGCCUUCAAAAUCCAUUAUCGUCCCGACGAGAUUUAAUCUCUCUUCCUCCCCGCAUGAAGCCGCCGCCCCGAAACCCUAACGGGCCUGACCCCAAAGCCAACCGGUCUAACCGGCCGCAGCCGAACCGCAGAAAGCGAAGCCCUAACACAUCUCCUCCUUCUCGCGCGGCCGUUCUUCCUAAAGUUGUUGCUGCUCCUGUUAUCGGACAGGUCAAAAUUCUUAAGCGUGGUGAACAAUUACCUAAAACGACGCCGGAAAAGGUGUUAUCUCAGCCGAUAAAAAUAGAAAUGAAAAACAAAUAUGGAGAUCUCGGGUCGACUCAAAGGCUUGGACCCGAUCCGGAGCUGGUACCGACUGGGAGCCGUGCCCGACUGACUGAACCGGAUAACAGUAAAGUUCACGGUUUUUACGCUGGAUCGGCUUUUAUUACCUCGCCGCCGCCAAGUUCGCUUCCUUUGCCGGCUUUCUUCAUGAAGAAGAGUGCUAGUGCUGUUGAUGCAACUAGUGAUUUAAGAAGGAUUUUAGGUAUCAGCUUAUGACAAAAUGGAUCGUUUGGAUGAUUAUGUGGAAAUGAAGCUAUAGUAGGUUUUGCGAUUGUGUUUAUUCAACUGAUCUUCUCUUAUUUUUUCAAGGGGAAGAUUGAGUUGGUUAUAACUCAACUACGCAGUCUGUGUGUGAUUGGAAAGCACACACUUUUGCGGUACUCUUUUAGUUUUAUUGUGAUGGCGUGUUAUUAGUGUAUAGUUCUGAUAAGCUGAUUAAGUUAUUUUCAGAUUUAGAGAUUAUGGGAGUUUUAGGGAUUCUACAAGUUUAAAUUAGCACUCUGUAUCUGUAGAUGUAAUUUGGGAACUUGUAUGUCCAUCUUUGAUCUAAUAAACGUAUUAAGUUAUUAUUGA
Messenger RNA from Ricinus communis (castor bean), 1055 nucleotides. RefSeq lists its product as uncharacterized. The transcript has a single exon. Lineage: Eukaryota; Viridiplantae; Streptophyta; Magnoliopsida; Malpighiales; Euphorbiaceae. The record is from RefSeq and is a predicted model, not a curated record. The coding region runs from base 129 to 698 and encodes 189 amino acids.